This is a messenger RNA of Agrilus planipennis (emerald ash borer), 885 nucleotides long. RefSeq lists its product as uncharacterized. Lineage: Eukaryota; Metazoa; Arthropoda; Insecta; Coleoptera; Buprestidae. Bases 1 to 885 code for a protein of 294 amino acids. The transcript has a single exon. The record is from RefSeq and is a predicted model, not a curated record.
AUGGGGGAAUUUACGUUGAGUGGAAAUGGUAAUAUCGGUUUAGGCACAGUCGAAGUACCUGUAAAUUCGAGCAAAAACAAUCAAAAUUCGCUUUUCUACACCACGCCUUCGUCCGUGAGUGAUACAACCGUCCUGCAAAAGACGCAAUCUCGCGCAGCAAUGCAAGAUGAACUUGCUGACAAAACAGCUGUCAGCGGAUCUGGAUCCGACGAUCUGCCUAGCAGUCCAACAUCAGAAAAAUCGAAAGAUUGUGUUGACACGAACUCUACUACUACGUCCGUCGAUUUAUCGGACAAACUAAAUGAGCAAAUAACGCACAAUACCAACAAGGCUCCAACGGCUUUGCCCCUUUUUCACUCGAGCGAGCCCAGUACACCAGGAAGUCUUUGGUCGACAGCUUUCGAAGACGGUUUUGUACCAACAAUACCCAGUGUUAAUGGUAAUAUUGGAUUUCAAAAUUUUCAAUCAACUGCUCAGCCCCAGUUGUUCGGUAAUUCCGUUAAUCAAAACCAAGGAGGCAGAAGAGCGAUAACCGCGAGUCAUAAUUUCCCGCAUAACUUGGGAAGACAACAAACGAGUCAUCCUCUUUACAAAGCGGGAUACGGUUCGUGGACGAAUCCAGGUCAAAACUGGUCGGCCAGUACUUCAAUUUGGAAUAGAGGAAGAAGUGUGCCUAAUCUUAAUCCCCUUCAACAGAUGGGGGUCGCUGGACGGAAACCGAGCCCCACUUUUAACCAUCAGCAGGUAAUGUCACCAGUAAAAUUUAGACGCAGCACUUCGUACCCCGGAAAAGGACCAUUUCCCCAGCCGCCUACUUUCGAAAUUACUAAUAUGGACGAAGCCCGUGAAUUUCUGCCUUAUCAGGUAAUUUGUGGCACCUUGUAG